Molecule: messenger RNA, 1394 nt
Organism: Cherax quadricarinatus
Lineage: Eukaryota; Metazoa; Arthropoda; Malacostraca; Decapoda; Parastacidae
Product: spidroin-1-like
Source: RefSeq, a predicted model, not a curated record
UCCAGACCAGCCAGUGAAGAUGGGAGGGACGUACGUAACGAUCCUCAUCACCCUGCUAGCGAGUCUCAGUCUUGGAGAAAAACUAGGAGGAGGCUUUGGAGGAACUGGAUCAAUUGGAUCUUCCUACUCUGCUCCUGGUAUUGGUGGAGGAGGCAUUGGAGGCGGAGGCUUUGGAGGUGGCGGCCUUGGAGGCGGCGGCUUUGGAGGAGGUGGAUCAAUCGGAUCGACCUACUCUGCUCCUGGUAUUGGAGGCGGCUUUGGAGGAGGAGGCAUUGGAGGAGGCGGUGGUAUCUCCAAAGGAGGUGGAGGCUUCGUGGGUUCUAUCUCUGAUAGCUACGGUGCUCCGGGUAUAGGAGGUGGUGGAUUUGGCGGAGGAUUAGGUGGUGGUGGAUUAGGAGGACUAGGUGGUGGUGGUGGAUUAGGAGGGUUAGGUGGAGGUGGAUUAGGAGGCUUUGGUGGCGGUGGAAUAAUCAGUGACAGCUAUUCAGCUCCUGGUAUAGGUGGAGGUGGAUUAGGCGGUGGAUUAGGAGAUGGACUAGGUGGUGGAUUAGGUGGAUUAGGUGGUGGAGUAGGAGGUGGAUUAGGUGGCGGUGGAAUCAGUGACAGUUAUUCUGCCCCUGCUAUAGGUGGAGGUGGAUUAGGAGGAUUGGGAGGUGGAUUAGGGGGAUUGGGAGGUGGAUUAGGUGGAUUGGGCGGUGGAAUAGGUGGCGGUGGAAUUAGUGACAGUUAUUCUGCCCCUGUUAUAGGUGGAGGUGGAUUAGGGGGAUUAGGAGGUGGAUUAGGGGGAUUGGGAGGUGGAUUAGGUGGCGGUGGAAUAAUCAGUGACAGCUAUUCAGCACCUGGUAUAGGUGGAGGUGGAUUUGGUGGAGGUGGAUUUGGUGGCGGUGGAUUUGGUGGAGGUGGAUUUGGCGGUGGCAGUGGUGGGCUUGGAAGUGGAUUAUCCAUCACGAAAGCCAUCGGAACUCCUAUAAUUAGCUCCAGUUACUCUGCACCAUUAGCCGGUGGAGGUAUCGGUGGAGGCAUCGGUGGAGGCAUCGGUGGAGGCAUCGGUGGAGGCAUCGGUGGAGGUGGAAUAGUGGGCGGAGGUUCGAGCAUGUACGGCAGAUAAUUGUACCUUGACUCUCGAAGUUGUUGUUCCUUCAAUACUACAAGGAAGACAAAUUGGCCUCGAACUUGUUCCUUCAAGACUACUAAGCUGACUUCUAAUCUGUUGUUCCUUCAAGACUACAAGGGUGACAGAAGUUAACCUCAAGAACCACCUUCACUUGUUAUCACUCAUGUCCAUUUCUUCUUGUUGAUAGUUUACAGGGCCACUGACAGCUUACGUCGUAUCGAGCACUGUCAAGAGCUACUGUACCACAGUUUUCAACCAAAUAAAACUAUUUUUUUUAAUA